Bombina bombina (fire-bellied toad) is the source of this 672-nucleotide messenger RNA. It is a transcript of the gene TM4SF18, whose product is annotated as transmembrane 4 L six family member 18. Lineage: Eukaryota; Metazoa; Chordata; Amphibia; Anura; Bombinatoridae. The record is from RefSeq and is a predicted model, not a curated record. The coding region runs from base 1 to 612 and encodes 203 amino acids. The transcript has 5 exons. Gene Ontology annotation, cellular component: membrane.
AUGCCACUCAAGAACUGUUCAGAUUAUUUCAGUUUGGCCUUAAUUCCUCUUGCUAUAUGUAGCAUGACUGUGAAUAUUCUCUUAUACUUUCCCAAUGGGGACACUACAUAUGCAGCAAGCAGCCAGCUCACAAACUACGUGUGGUAUUUUGAAGGGAUUUGUUUUGGAGGUAUUAUGAUGCUAAUUAUAGCUGUAGUUCUUCUCUUAGUAGAUUACUACAACUGCUGUAUACCGUCUCAUAUGGGGACAAAAACAUUUGAUGCAAGUUGUUCAAAGCUGGGAUCCCCUGUGUUUGCUAUACUAGGUGUAGCCUUCUCCGGAUAUUCUCUAAUUAUCUCCUCACUAGGAUUAUCUCAAGGUCCAUUUUGCAGAACAUUGGAUGGCUGGGUGUACCCAUUUAAAGAUACAUCAGUAGGGUAUCUUUCUCAGUCUUCCACCUGGUCUCAGUGUAUAGAGCCAGCCAAUGUUGUGGAAUGGAAUAUCAUCUUGUUCUCCAUCCUGAUAGCCCUCAGUGCUCUUCAAGUGAUCAUCUGCCUACUCAAAGUAAUAUAUGAUCUUAAAAUCAUUCUGUGUGGAACACAUUCAAUUUUAGUCCAUCCAGAAGCCGUCUAAUGUUGUAAGAAACCUUUAGAUAAAUGACACUGUUGCCUUCAUCUUUCAACUGAUUUCAUG